Messenger RNA from Dendronephthya gigantea, 432 nucleotides. Its product is annotated as ctenidin-1-like. The transcript has a single exon. The record is from RefSeq and is a predicted model, not a curated record. The coding region runs from base 1 to 432 and encodes 143 amino acids. Lineage: Eukaryota; Metazoa; Cnidaria; Anthozoa; Malacalcyonacea; Nephtheidae.
AUGGGUGGCGGCGGAGGUAAUAGCUGGCAGAGCCAAUGGGGUGGUGGUGGAGGAGGACAGGGAGAGGGGGGAGGCGGAGGAGGAGGACAGGGAGGGGGAGGAGGCGGUGGAGGACAUGGGGGUGGUGGCGGAGGAGGAAUGAUGGGUGGUGGUGGAGGAAUGUUGGGUGGUGGAAACGGAAUGAUUGGUCGUGGCGAAGCAGGACAGGAAGGUGGAGGAGGAGGUGGAGGACAUGGCGGGGGAGGACAGGGAGGUGGAGGAGGAGGUGGAGGACAUGCUGGGGGAGGACAGGGAGGUGGAGGAGGAGGUGGAGGAGGAGGUGGAGGACAUGCGGGGGAGGACAGGGAGGUGGAGGAGGAGGUGGAGGACAUGCCGGGGGAGGACAGGGAGGUGGAGGAGGAGGUGGAGGACAUGCCGGGGGAGGAGGGAUGA